AUGUCCACUCAUGGGUUCAAAAAUAGAGACGACCAUUUAUACGUGAAAAGUUUCAAGGACACCGUGCCUCCGUCGACCACUCCGAAUCGUUCAACAGAUGAUAAAAGAAAACAGCAGAUUUUUACGUGCAACUUAUGUAACAAACAAUACACGUUUCUACCUAGUUUACAUCGUCAUCAGUUGCAAUGCAAUGAUAAGAAAUCAAAAUCCAAACACGAUAUCUACGCAAAAGAGUUCCACAUGCCGAAGAAACUUCAGAAAUCUCUUCUUAAGGUCUGUCCGACGGACAGUAUAUAUCAAGAUUUUAAAUGCGACUUAUGUGGCAACAAAUAUGCAUGGCUAUAUAGUUUACGUCGUCAUCAAUUACAAUGCGGUAACAAGGAACCAAAAUACAAAUGCAAAUUCUGCCCCAAGAAGUUCUACAGACAGGAUAGAUUUCAGCAACACCUAAUUAUAUAUCACAAAACUUCCAAAAAGAAUAUGAGAAAACUAAAAGACCAAUAA
Messenger RNA from Monomorium pharaonis (pharaoh ant), 504 nucleotides. RefSeq names its product zinc finger protein 728-like. The record is from RefSeq and is a predicted model, not a curated record. NCBI's taxonomy places the organism in Eukaryota, Metazoa, Arthropoda, Insecta, Hymenoptera, Formicidae. Bases 1 to 504 code for a protein of 167 amino acids. The transcript has a single exon.